Molecule: messenger RNA, 3685 nt
Organism: Schistosoma rodhaini
Lineage: Eukaryota; Metazoa; Platyhelminthes; Trematoda; Strigeidida; Schistosomatidae
Source: the annotation of a GenBank genome assembly
AUGUUAAGAAAAGCUAUUGAUUCAAUGUUAAUUUUACUACGUUUUGAUGAAAGAAAAGAUUAUUAUAAUUCAAUACCACAAAAUUGGCUAUGGAAUUCUACAUUUGUAGACAGUUCUUUUCUUAUCAAUACUACUACUGCUACCACUACUAAUACUACUACUAUCAAAAAUAUAAGUAGUACAAAUAGUAAUAUGAAUUGUGAUAAUCUAAUAACAACAUUCCAUAAUACAGAUCAAAUUAAAACACCAUUAUUAACCGAUUCUAAUGAAUUUCUAUAUAGAAAAAAUGAUUAUAACAAUAAUAAUACUACUUAUAAUGAUAAUAGUAGUAAAAAUAAUAAUAAUAAAAUAACCCGUGCCAAAUCAAUAUCCAAUCGUAAUUCAAUGAUUCAUUAUUCAAAUGUUAAUUAUAAUAAACGAUCCAAAAGGAAUAAUAAUAACCACAACCAUAAAUGUAAUGAAAAGAGGACUAAACGAAGGAAUCAAUUCAAUCAUAUACGUUUACAUAGUUAUGAUGAAAAUAUUCAAAAUUUUUAUCAUGAAGAUGGUGAAUUUAGUACAGAUGUAACAUAUUUACCAUUAAGUGAAUUUAAUCAUUCAUUGGAUCCAUUGAAGGUUUCAAAGAAGACAACCGUCUAUACUACUACUACUACUACUAAUACUACUACUACUACUUAUAAUAAUAGUAGUAAUACACAAAAUAGUGAGUUGACCAUAGAUGAAGGAAAUAACUUUAAUUUUCCAUCAUUACCAAUAGUGUUACAUCCACGAGCACAAAUAGUACAGCAAAAUCUAGAAGCGCCUUCAUCAUCAAUAUCAUCAUCCUCGUCGUCGUCAUCAUCACCAUCAUCAUCAUCAUCAUCAUCAUCAUCAUCAAGUUCAACAAAACAAAUAAACCAUUCAGAUUUAUUAAUAAACAAUCAUUCUAAUUUAAUAUUUAAAAAUGUAAAUAAAAAUAAACGAAAUCAAAUGGAUAACUUUCAUUUAUUCAAUAAUGAUCAUAAUAUAAAUAAUCGAAAUCAACAAGUAACACAAAAUUACCCCUUUCAAGGUCAACAAGAAGUCACCUUGGCAACACAAAACAAUAAUAAUAAUAAUCAUCACAAUAUAUUUAAAGAAUGUAUAACUGAUUGUUUAAAAUUGAAUCAAUCACAACAAGGAACAUAUCGAACUCCAGUCAUUUCGAAUAAUACUGACCCAUUGUUAAUCAACAAUGUAAGUCUACAAAACAAUCCCAUCGCAACAACAACAACAACAACAACAACUCCCAUAACAACAACCACAACGACAACAACAAUUCCCAUAGCAACAACAGUUACCAAUGAUAUACCUAUCAAUUCUUUAAUCAAUAAUCAUUUAUCAUCAAAUAUUCAUUUUAAUACAAGUCGUUCAAAUAGUGGUCAAACAUUAAUUGAUCAUAAUAAUAAUCUAAAACGAAAUCAUAAUCCAUUUAAAUCAUAUAGAGUAAGAAAGUUACCAAGAAAAAGAAGAUCUAAUUCAUUAAUAGAUCAACAUUUAAUUCAAUCAUUUCCAUCAUGUAAUUCAUGUUUUCAUAGAACAUCAUCAGCAUCAGCAUCAUCAUCAUCAUCGUUGAAUAAUUGGUUAAAAUAUCAAAAACAUUGGUUAUUUACAUUUUAUGAUUUUGAUGAUGAACAUAAUAUAAAAGAGGAUGACACUGCAUUAGUCCAUUCCGUUUUUGCUGUUGUAGCAGCUCGACUACGACAAAAACAUAAUGGUUCAAAAAGUAUUAUUAAAAAAGUAUCAGAAUAUGAAAAAUUAAGUCAAGAUCAUGAUGAUAAUCAUAGAAAUGACCAUGAAAAUAAGUCAAAAUCACAUCAAACCAAUAAACAAAUACAUCAACAUAUUCGACUGGCUAGUUAUAUCUCAAAUAAUAAACCUAAGCAAUCUAAAAGUAAAGAGAUCAACAAUAAAGAUGAACAACAGUUAUGGCGGUUAUGUAUUAAAUGGAAUUCAAAAGAUUUAUCCAAUAAGUCAACACUUAAUCCUACUAAUACAUAUGACAACAACAAUAACAUUUCUAAUGAAAAUACCCACCAAUUUAAACUGAAAAAAACACAUAUCUUUGCUACAUUAGGUACAGAAAUUGAUAAGACUUCAGUAUACAGUGAUCAUUCAACUGUUUCUUUAAUAUCCCUUGAUAUUCAUGGAAUAGACCGACAUGAAAAGAAACGUCAAAGAUUUCAGCAUCAUAAGUACUCUCAUAAACCUUUAUUACAACAAUACAUCAAUGAUACUAGACGAAAAUCAAUCAUUUGUUCUGUUUGUCAACGUUUAAUCAAUGUCAAUUCUAAUGAACAAGCCCUAUCAUGCUUGUAUAAUAAUAAAAAGAUAAAUGAUAAAGAGCAAAUGAAUAUGAAUAAUGACCUAACCGAAACUGGUCAAAUAUCCUUUGAUAAAAGAUUUAAAGGUAAAUGUAAACUUAAUCAGAACUCUAAUAGUCGAUCUCAUGAAAUUCAUGAUUAUCCACCAUAUUGUUUAACUAAAUGUAACAAUAUUCAAUAUAAACGUAAUAGUUGUCAUAUUUUAUCAAAUUAUAAUAUAAAUUUGGAAAAAUUUAAACAUGAUUAUAUUACUACUAAUUAUACUACUUAUAAUAAUCCUAUACAAUACAGGGAUUAUUAUUAUUAUCAUCCAAGAAUAAUUCCAGAGAAUAUUGAUCAUGAUCAGUUUAAUUAUGGAUCAAAAUUAUGGAUCAAUUCAUUGGAUCAAACCAUUUCAACUAAUAUGUUACAUUGUCAACAAUGUUUAUAUAAUAAAUUGAAUAAAAGGUAUAAUAAACAGGGAUAUUUGAAUGGACCCUGUAAUAAUAAUAAUAAUAAUAAUAAUAAUAAUAAUAAUAAUGAACUAUCAAAGGUACAUAUAAAAUCCAACUGUAUCCAUGGCAACUCGAAUUCAGUGAUGUAUUGUUGUAAUCAAUGUAAUCAAUGGUUUAUACCAUUAUGGAAUCAAUUAUAUUAUUCAAGAAAUAAACGUCAUAUUUCAAAAGAUGAUAAUUUAAUACACAGAUCCUACAACCACUAUUGUUAUCAUCGAUCAUCAAGUCAACCACUAACUAAACAUGAAAGAAUAAUUCAAAAUCAUUUAUCUAAAAAUAAUCGAUAUAACUAUAAUAAUAGUAAUACUAUUCAAUGUUCAACUGUACAACAUCGGAUACCAAUAAAUCAACAAUCAUAUAAAAGCCAAUCAAAACAUCGAAAUAGACGAACUAAACGACGUGCUAAAUCUCACCUACCUAUUCAACGUUUCUUUUCAAAUGAUACAAACAAUCAAGUAAAUGAUCCAUCAAUUCAGUUUAAUCAUUAUAAAUUAGAAUCAUAUAGAUCUAAAAAGGAGAUAGACUGUCAAACUAUUGUGAAUAAUAGUGAUAAAUUCAUUGUUGAUCCUUUUCUUGAUCCAUAUGAACAUUUAAUCAAUUUAAAACUGGAUCAUAAAUUGAAACAUCAUAAUCGAAAAUAUUUAGGACAAUUAAAUGUUCAAGAAUGGUUGGAUAAAACAAUAACAAGCAAUUAUUAAUCCAUUAAAAUAAAUAGAAUUCCUAUAUUUGACUUAAAAAAAUACAAUUUUUCCAUUGUAAUAUAACGAUGGAUACUUGUCUUUUUUUAUAAUUCUUUUUUGUCGAAUAAACUUUAGCUAUAAUUUACAUACUACUAAAUAUACUUUGUGA